UAGGUUUUCUUCGUACUGUCCAACAAAAAACCCUACUUUAAUCUUUUCCAAAACGCGUAAAGUGCUAAGUCGUGAAAGCGUUUCUAAUGGCGAUCUCUCUGCACAAUCACGGAUUUGAGUAGCCGUUGGAAUUUUGCUCUUUCGGUCUCCCUCUCACUCACUCGGUCACUUCUUCCCUCCAUUUUUGGGCUACAGAGUAAAUCUCUAAAAGCUGGUCAAUUUUCUCGUUGAUCUUGUCAUUUUCAAUUUUUCUGGGCUUUGUGAGAUCCUUAUUAGCUGUUGGCAGAGCUUGGAUACGCUGAAGCUAGUCCGUGUUGCCUUGGCGUAUUGGGUAAAGAUGAAUGCUGGACUGGGUCACACAUUGCAUCCUGGACCCAUUGACGAUUCUGUACUUACUUUACAGGACCAUCACAGAUCUACUGCAAUAUGGAAUGGUCAGGACUUUGAGCCUCUGACAUGUAGGAGGUGUGAUGGCCACUUCUGGCGUCUGGGUGCUUUGGACCCUCAGGUACAGCAACUCAUGCUGCAAGCAGGUUUUUAUGGGGUGUACAAGGCAGGCCGUAUACGCCUAGAUCAUGCUUUAAUAACAGCAUUAGUUGAGAGAUGGCGCCCAGAAACACAUACUUUCCAUUUGCCAGUUGGUGAGGCCACUGUCACCUUACAGGAUAUUUCUGUGUUGUGGGGCCUACCUGUAGAUGGUGAUCCUAUCACUGGUGUCGAUACAAAUCGGUCUAUGGAGGAGUGGCAGGAUAUAUGUAAUGAACUUUUAGGAUUCAAACCACCUCCGGAGGAUUUUGAUCGUGGCCGUCUUAAGAUCCGAUGCUUACAGGAGAGAUUUAAGACAUUACCAGAAGGUGCAUCGAAGGAUACAAUGCAGUUUUAUGCUAGAGCAUACAUUUUGCAGCUUCUUGGGGGGCAGUUAUUGUCAGACAUGUCCAAUAAUAAGGUGAAGCUGAUGUACUUGCCCCUGCUUAGGGAUUUUGAGGCUGCUGGCAGGCUAAGCUGGGGUAGUGCUGUGCUCUCUUGUCUUUACCGUGCUUUGUGCCGAGCAACCAAGCCUGAGACAUCAGAUAUAUGCGGGCCACUGGUACUUUUGCAGAUCUGGGCGUGGGAGAGAGUGCCUUUCAUCCGUCCUGGGAGGUUAGCACCCCGACAGCAGCCACCACCUGAUGUAGUUGCUGGACAGCAUCCUUUGCCUGCUGCCCCUUAUGGUUCCAGGUGGAAUGUCGGCUUCAAGUUGGAGAGUGUGGGAACACAUGUUUUAGUCUUGUACAGAGAUCAACUAGAUAAUAUGAAGGAUGACCAGUUUGUAUGGGAGCCAUACCCCAAUGAUGUAUUAGGCAGCCUUCCUCAGUAUUGCAUAUCAGGAAAAAGAAUUUGGCAGACAGUGUCUCCUCUCAUCUGCUUUGAUGUGGUGGAGUUCCACCAUCCUGACCGUGUACUACGUCAGUUUGGGCAACAACAAACUAUCCCUGCUAUUUGUGAUACUAUCCCAGACAUCCAUUUGACUGAUCGUCGUGGAAGACAAAAUUAUGACUGGGCCCAUCAUCACAGGCAGUUUGUUGAUAUGUGGAUAGACCGGUCCGCUCGAAUUAUUUCUACACCUCCCAUUGAUGGUCCAAUGGAUCAGAGUGAUCCGUACAUGAUGUGGUACCGACGCAUUACCCGUCUUUUGAUUGGAAAUCCUGCUACUCGUUCAAAUACUGGAUAUCAGGGAGUUGGAGGUGUUAUGGAGUCGAUGGCCCAAAGCUUACAAAGAAUAUACCAUCGUGCCAGUGACGCUAUGUACCAAAGCCAUGAGGUCUCAGGGCAUGAUGUUCUCAGAGAGAUCCAGGAUAUAUGUGCAUAUUCAUUGAGGGCAGCUCACGAGGACCACCGUCUCACUGUACGUCCCGAUGCGAACCUAACAGCUGCAUCCCCAACUAUUCUACCUAAGGUACAGAGAGGUAGACCAAAGAAGAGAGGUGGGUUUGGAGGAGGAUCAGCUAGUGAGAGCCGAAAAAGACUUUCCCACUUACCCAGUACACCGUCCACUUCAAUGGCAGAGUAUCAUUCUCCUUCGCAGUCAAAUGUUCUUCCUGCACAUAGUGAACUUCCGGAUACGCCGCAGACAUGGGAUUCUUCGCUAAAUUCAUCCGAUUACCAUGAUACUAUGGAUCCAAACAUGAUGCAGUUGAAUUCGGAAUUUACUGCACCAGAUAGUUUGAAGCAAGAGGCUACAUCACUAUCAUUGGAUUUUGCAGAAAACCCCAUCUUACAGGCCCUUGGGAAGAUUCAUGACAUUUGUGCAUUUGCUUUGCGAAUGACUAACGGGAAUCAGUCGUCACCAUCGGCACAGACUGCCAUCCCAGUAGAUCCUAAGACAAAGCGAUGUAAGCCAAGGAGGAGAGGUGGAAUAAGUGGCCGACCAGUGGGUGCAGGAAGUGGCUUAGGCUCGUAUUUCCCAUCUACACUAGGACCAUCAUCACUAACACCAUCUUCUUCAUUGGGACCAAAUACUUCACGACCACAUGAAAUUCUGGAUCAGGAUUUCGAGCCUUUUGCUACGUCACUCAUGGGGGACUCCCCCCUGCCAGAAUUACAAGACACCAUGCAAUCAGAGAUGAUAGAGUUGGAUGCCAUAACUGGAAGUAGAGAAGCUUCACCGUCUGCUGCUAACCUAUCAACGUCAGAGCCACCAUUCUAUCCCCAAGGUGAUCAGAGUUCAGUUCCGCACUUGACCAACAUGACACCCAAUUUUUUGAGGGAGGAUACUGCACCAGUACCAGUGAAUUCUUCUCAUACUGCACAGGUGGAUGUCAGACAAGUAGAGAACGCAGAUGAAGGCAUUGAAGUCUCGCCACCCACACCUGACCCUCCAGUAUUGGAGCCACAACAUGUUCAGACUCCACAACAAUCAGACCCUAAACCUGAAAUGCUUGAUGAUACUCCAUCCACCACUCAAGGCGAUUCUGUGGUCUCUCAGCCUUCUCCGGGAGAGCAUAAAAUGUCACCUGUGCAUUCAGACUCUGAUAAGGUGGCGAUACAGGUUGAUGGACCAGGCACUUAUUCCAAGCCUGACCCUCCUGUAUUGAAGCCACAUUGUACUGAAACACCUGUGCCAUCAGACUCCACCAACCCUGCAAACAAAGAUGUAAGCGUCCCCACUCUGCAGGGUGAUCUGAGUAUUCCCAAGCCUUCUUCACCGAAGCAUCCAAUCUCAUCUGUGCGUUCAGGUGCUGAAGCUAUGCAGGUUGAUACACCAGAUACUGAUUCUGUACAAGGUGAUGGUGGCAAAAGGAAAGAACGGCCCUCAGACCAUGUUACUUCAGUAGAUUCAAGUCAUACAAAUGACGCCGUGCUAAUUUCAGGUGAUCUUGUUAAUGUAAAUUCUGAUGGCAAAUCAUUAGCCAAGCCUCUGAAUGAGGGAGAGGCGAAGCUCACUCAGGCAGAUCCAGCAUCAGUGACAGAAGAUGGCCAGAAGAAAUACAAGAGACAAAGGCGAGUUCCGUCAAAACUAAGAUAGGGACUGGCUUAGCACAGUUUUUACCGUAUUUGGUGAUUGGUAGUGAUUUAAUAAACUUAAUACUGUUUCUCCCAUAAAACAUCGUGUAUUGAUUAUCCUGUUUUAAUGAAUGAUUUUAGUUGUUUUUAAUAGUCUGUAAA
Messenger RNA from Olea europaea var. sylvestris, 3645 nucleotides. RefSeq names its product serine/threonine-protein phosphatase 7 long form homolog. The record is from RefSeq and is a predicted model, not a curated record. NCBI's taxonomy places the organism in Eukaryota, Viridiplantae, Streptophyta, Magnoliopsida, Lamiales, Oleaceae. The transcript has 7 exons. Gene Ontology annotation, biological process: meristem maintenance; meristem development. Bases 338 to 3505 code for a protein of 1055 amino acids.